Phalaenopsis equestris is the source of this 8001-nucleotide messenger RNA. RefSeq names its product protein CHROMATIN REMODELING 4. Lineage: Eukaryota; Viridiplantae; Streptophyta; Magnoliopsida; Asparagales; Orchidaceae. Gene Ontology annotation, molecular function: DNA binding; ATP-dependent chromatin remodeler activity; chromatin binding. The transcript has 11 exons. Gene Ontology annotation, biological process: negative regulation of transcription by RNA polymerase II; chromatin remodeling. The record is from RefSeq and is a predicted model, not a curated record. Gene Ontology annotation, cellular component: chromatin; nucleus. The coding region runs from base 350 to 7714 and encodes 2454 amino acids.
CGACGGCGAUCGAAACCACAUCCAUCACCGCCAGCAAGUAAAAAGAGACCGCGAGCCGAGGGAGGACUGCUGCCUGCCCCCACCACGUGGCAUCCCGUGAUUGGUGCCGCACCUAGCGAAGUGCCGGGUCGCCCUCUCACGCCCAGCGUCUCUCUCUCUCUCUCUCUCAUCCCUAUACACCCUUUUCCAUAGCGAGAGAGGGCAAAAGAUGCUAUUCCUUGUCCUUCUCCGCCUCAAGACCCGCUUGCGAUUAGGGACGGGGGAGAAGAGAUCUCGCCGCCGCGAUUGAAUCGCUUCCCAUCUCCGGCCUUGACGGUCUCCUCGCUUCAGUGAUGCAUACAGCACGGACAUGUCUAACAUGAAGGAAGGAAAUUCAUUAGAUGAUAAGAUGAUGGAUAGCAAUUGGGCACCAAAGCGCAAGAAGAAACGAAAAAUAUCUGGAUUGGAUGAAAGCACUAAGAAAGAAGAAAUACUUGCAAAGCCUGAAAAGAACAGCUCUUCUUUUAGGAAAAAAAUGAAGGAAAGCCAUGAUGCUUCCCUGAAAUUGAAAGGGCAUGAUGGACAUUAUUUUGAGUGUGAAGAGUGCAAAGUUGGUGGAAAUUUGCUAUGUUGUGAUAGUUGUUCCCUUUCCUACCAUCUCGAUUGCCUUAGCCCACCACUUAAGCAUGCUCCGGCAGGGAAGUGGCAAUGCUCAAAAUGUUGUUCUCAAACAGAGGAUUCAAAAUCGAUUGCCCUACAAACCGUUACAAGACGGGUAAGAAGUAGAAACACGCUUCAGAAAGCAAAAGAUAUGCUUAGUAGCUCUAGUCACGACAAGGUAUCACAUUCCAAAAAGGGUUCUCUAGGAAUGAAUAAAUCAAGUAGCCAAGGGGAUGAUACUUUCUUAAAUGGAAGUACAGCAUUUACGAAGAAAGCUAGUUCAUGCCGUUCUAAGUCAUCUAGCAUGAAAUCAAAGCCUUCCGGUGACAGUACUUUGACGGCCGGGAUAUCAACAACAGAAGAUAGUGAAACAAAGAAAAAAGCUGUCUCACUUCCACGGAAGAAUAUAAAUGAACACAAGACAAUUAGUUCUCUUGUAAAAUCGUUAAAAUUCAGUGUCAGUGACAAGUUAUCCAAAGAGAGAUCAGAUGAAUACAUAAAUGAAAAUCAAGACAAUAAGCUUGAUCUUUCAGUGGCUCUAUCUUCUUGCAUAUCAAAGAAAAGUAGGAAAAUGAAUUACAGGGCUGACAAGAAUAAGAGAACUAAAUCUAACAAUGUAAAACGUGCUGGAUAUAAUUCCAAUGACCAAUAUGGGGAUGGUUCUCCUUGUCCUGAAUCUAAUGAAUCCAAUGAGGCAAAGCAGGAAACAAGAUUGCUGAGCUCUCCGAGGAAAGAACAAUUGGAGACCUCUCACGUAAAAUCAUCUUUAUCACUUGACGUUGGAACUGGAGAAUAUGUUGAGAAGAAACUGAAUAGUAAGGAGAAUUCUUCUAGUGAAGUUCAACAGGUUGACCGCAUUUUAGGGUGUCGUGUUCAAAGUUGUUCUUCACAAGUUGAUCGGACAAAUGCAAUUACCACUUCUCAAACAGAAAAACAAGAAGAAUGUGAAACAGAAAUGCUGAAAAGCGAACUACCAUUUUCUAAUUUAUCUAGCCAAGGAAAUCAAGACCAAUUUGAUGAUUGUUGUGAGGAUAGUAGAGCCAAGUACAUCAAGGAUUCGGAAUCUGCUCUGGAUAAGAAUCAUCAAGGCGUUGCAAAUCCAUAUGCUCGAAAAAUUUUUGGGGAUAGCUCCAAUGAGUUGGAUGCAAAUGUUAAGGGAAAAGUAUUUACUACUUGUGAGCACAUUCGUAGCGCCAAAAUCAUUGUUUCACAGCCUUCCAUGGCUAAUUGUACGACUAGCAAUGUGAUUAACUUUCCUAAGGUCCAUGUUACUGGUGAUGUAAUUGAAGAACGAGCUGCUAAAAAUGGUUCAGAAGGGGGCAUAGUUGUAAAAUAUCUUUCAGAAAAUUGCAUUGAUCAGCAUACUUUAGUCACUGACUUGCCAGUUACUUGUGAGCCACAGGGUAUCCAUUUGAUGGGUGUGGUUUCUAAAUCAGAUCAGAGUGUUGAAAAUGUUAUGCUGAAUCAACCAGUAUCGGACUUGAGGCCUGGCGAAAAUGACGCUGUUAUUUAUGAAUUUUUGGUAAAGUGGGUAGGUAAAUCAAACAUACAUAACUGCUGGGUGUCUGAAAAUCAGUUGAAGCUUUUAGCUAAGAGAAAAUUGGAGAAUUAUAAAGCGAAGUACGGAACUGCUAUCAUAAAUAUAUGUGAAGAUCAAUGGUGUCGGCCACAGCGUAUUAUUUCUUUACGUGAAUCUGCUACUGGCGGAGAAGCUUUAGUUAAAUGGUGUGGCCUCCCUUACGAUGAAUGCACCUGGGAAAAAUUAGAUGACAAUUUAGUUCAAACUUCUUGCCAUCUUAUUUCUCAGUUCAAACAGUUUGAAACUCAGGCUUUAGACAACGAUGUUAGAAAUGAAAUUGUCAAAAGGGAAAUCCAGGAAGUAAUUUCAUUGCCAGAGCAACCAAAAGAGCUAAAAGGAGGAUUAUUAUUUCCGCAUCAGUUAGAGGCUUUAAAUUGGCUUCGUAGAUGUUGGCACAAGUCAAAAAAUGUUAUUCUUGCUGAUGAAAUGGGGCUUGGCAAAACAGUGUCUGCUUGUUCUUUCAUUUCAUCGUUAUUUUUUGAAUUUAAAGUUAAGUCACCUUGCCUUGUCUUAGUUCCUCUCUCCACAAUGCCAAAUUGGCUAGCAGAAUUUUCAUCAUGGGCUCCACAUUUGAAUGUCGUGGAGUAUCAUGGCUGUGCAAAAGCAAGAUCCAUAAUAAGGCUACAUGAGUGGCAUGCUGUUGUUCCAGAUAAGUCUCAUAAGAGGACUAAAUCAUAUAAAUUUAAUGUUUUGCUGACAACUUAUGAGAUGAUUCUUGCCGACUCAUGUCAUCUACGUGGAGUUACAUGGGAGCUUCUUAUUGUUGAUGAGGGCCAUCGGCUGAAAAAUUCUGGAAGUAAACUUUUUGGCCUGCUUAAUUCAUUUUCUUUCCAACACCGUGUCCUAUUGACUGGAACUCCUUUACAGAAUAACAUUGGGGAGAUGUAUAAUUUACUGAACUUUUUACAGCCUGUCUCAUUCCCCUCUCUCUCUGCUUUUGAAGAGAAGUUCAGUGACCUUCCGACAGCUGAAAGAGUUGAAGAGUUGAAAAAGCUCGUUGCGCCUCAUAUGCUCCGGAGACUUAAAAAAGAUGCUAUGUUGAACAUCCCUCCUAAAACUGAGAGGAUGGUUCCUGUUGAGUUGACAUCGAUACAGGCUGAGUACUACCGCGCAAUGCUAACCAAGAAUUAUCAAAUAUUACGUAACAUUGGGAAAGGGGUUGCUCAGCAGUCAAUGCUAAACAUUGUUAUGCAGCUACGCAAGGUUUGCAAUCAUCCAUAUCUCAUUCCUGGAACAGAACCAGACACUGGUUCUGUAGAGUUCCUACAGGAGAUGCGCAUAAAAGCAUCAGGAAAACUUACUUUGUUGCAUUCAAUGCUCAAAAUUCUACAUAAGGAUGGGCAUCGUGUGCUUAUCUUUUCACAGAUGACCAAACUUCUUGAUAUACUUGAAGAUUACCUUACUGUAGAGUUUGGUCAUGGAACAUUUGAACGAGUAGAUGGCUCAGUAUCAGUCACAGAUCGUCAAGCGGCAAUUGCUCGUUUCAACAACAAUAAAACUCGUUUUGUGUUCCUAUUGUCAACUCGUUCUUGUGGACUUGGGAUAAAUUUGGCUACUGCAGACACUGUUAUUAUAUAUGAUUCUGAUUUCAAUCCUCAUGCUGAUAUACAGGCAAUGAAUAGAGCUCAUAGAAUUGGGCAGUCAAAAAGGCUACUUGUUUACAGGCUUGUAGUUCGAGCUAGCGUUGAGGAGAGAAUACUGCAACUUGCUAAGAAGAAAUUGAUGCUUGAUCAACUAUUUGUGAACAAGUCGGGAUCUCAAAAGGAAGUGGAAGACAUUCUUCGCUGGGGAACAGAGGAACUUUUUGGUGAUUUUGAUGGUGUAAAUGGUCAAGAUGCUAACGAUAAUUCUAUUAGCAAAGUCGAUAAUAAUGCAUAUUUAAUGCACAAGCAUAGAAGAAGAAUUGGUGGCUUGGGAGAUGUUUACAAGGACAGGUGCACUGAUGGUGGCAUGAAAAUUUUGUGGGAUGAAAGUGCGAUAUCAAAAUUACUUGAUCGUUCUGACCUUCAAACAAGUGUAUCAGAGAACACUGAUGGUGAUUUUGAUGGCGACUUGCUUGGUUCUGUGAAAUCUUUGGAUUGGAGCGAUGAGCAGCUAAAUGAAGAACCUGGUGGAACUGAGAUGAUAGCUGAUCUUUCUGGUGAUGGCGGUGAGCCAUAUGUGACCCAGGAAGAUGAUACAAACACUGUCUCAGAGGAAAAUAAAUGGGACAGGCUUUUACGUGACAGGUGGGAAAAAUAUCAACUUGAGGAAGAAGAAGCUCUUGGUCGAGGAAAGCGCUUGAGGAAAGCAGUUUCUUACAGGGAAACUGUUACUUCCAUUAUCUGUGAAGCUUUAAGUGAGAAUGUUAAUGAGCAGGAAGCUGAGCGAGAGUACAGCCUUGCUGGCCGAGCACUGAAAGAAAAAUACAUGAAGCUUCGUGCCAGACAGAAGGAGCGAAUUGCAAGAAGGCAUACAGUGGGGGUUCAUUCUUCUGCUGAGGGACUCGAAUCAUUAAAGCAAUCACCUGUUCUUGAUAGCAAAGAAGUGCAAUGUGAUGAUUCCAAUGCAAAUUCAGAAGAUUCAGUUGAAAUAGAUCCUACGCUCACUCCAUAUGACUCCAAAUAUUCUCAAUCUUCCACAUUUUUUCAGGGAAGAAUCUCAAGCCAUGGUAACAAGAGAUAUCGUGGUAGUCAUCUUAGUAUUUCAUUUAGACCUCCUGUUCAUACUUCUGAUAGUAAUCCAUCAAACAACCACUUCCAAGACAGUUCCACCAAUUGUAUUCCAUCUAGUUCUUUUUUGCCGGUUUUGGGGUUAUGCGCUCCAAAUGCUAAUCAGCGGAAUUUAGCAACUCGGAGGAAUUCAACAACUCAACAUUUUAACUCUCCCUUUAGCCAACCAUCAUCUAAUCAUAUGCAGGAGUUUCCAAGUGCACCUUUUAUCAAUGGGGGAACUUCGACUGACACCAACGUUGUUGAUCAAGAACCUACAGAUUUGUCGAAAUUGUUAGAUACACCGAGUGAGGCGCUGCAUCGUCGCCUAAAGAAUAUCAUUCCAGACAGCUACUUUCCGUUUGGACCCCCACUGCUUCCAACCUCAGGAAAAUUUUUAUCAGAUCCUAGCGAAAGUUUGGAUACUUCUUUCUCCUCAUUUAGAGAAAAAUUGGGUCUUCCCAGUUUAGUUUCUGAUGAAGUGCCUCCUCUGAAGUUUUCAAUUCCAUCCAGAAGUUCAAGGAAACUGCAAACAGAAUUCUUACCAAACCUUUCACUCUGCUCAAAUAUGAAGCUUGGAAAUGAUUCUGGUAAAGACGUGUCAAUCGUACCUUUAGUGCCAAAUUAUGGAAAACAUCUCAAUGAGAAGCUUAAGCAAAAACAGGUGAUGCCCGAUUUAUCUCCAAUGCUGAACCUGGGUUUGAUGCAAACUGGACACUCGAUGCCAGAAAAUCACUUGCAGGUUCUGGACAACUCAAUGAUUAGAGCUCAAUUUGAUGCACACAAAUUUAUAAAGAAGGGAUUGAAGUUGGAUGCAUGGUCAGAAGAUGAACUAGAUGCCUUGUGGAUCGGCGUACGCAGACAUGGAAAAGGUAAUUGGGAUGCUAUGCUUCGAAAUCCCAAGUUGAAGAUUUUAAAGAACAGAUCUGUUGAGGAGUUGAUUUUUAAAUGGAAUGAGGAGCAGCACAAGAUAAUGGAUGGACCUUUACCACGAACCAAAAAUUCCAAAUCUGCAUCAUUUCUUGGUCUCUCUGAUGCAAUGAUGGCACGGGCAUUGCAUGGUAGCAAAUUUGUAGGUCUUGGGGCAGAACUGCCCAAAUUUCGUUCCCAUCUUACAGAUAUUCAGCUGGGUUUUGGGGAUAUGCCUAGCUUUCCUUUCCUUGAGCCAUCUAGUCAAUUGGGAGUGGCUAGUGAAAGCCUUCCUCCUCAUCCUAUCUGGCCAGGCAACAAGCUUGAAUCCAAUUGCAUUGAUAAUUUUUCUGUAGGAUCUAUGGAUAGAUUCGAGGAGCCAAAUCUACCUUCGGAGCUAUCCUUUAACCCAAAUUCUUUUUCAGGUGGUUCUGGAGCUAUAGCGAUGAAUUUAUCAAGCGGUUGCUGUCCACCUCAAACAGAUUAUAUCUCAGCUAGAAAUAAGCGAAUGAAGCUGCCAUCUUUAUUGGAAAAAUCAUUGAGUUUAUUGCGGGAAACCCAAAAUAUUCACUGUGAUGGAUCCAGUAGGGGAGUGCUGCCUGAUGGUAAAUGGAAACAAGUUACCUCAAAAACUGUGACUGAGGAUGGCAGUUUUCCUGGCCAGUCAAAAGAGAACAAGCUGCCCCAUUGGCUUCGAGAAGCUGUCAGUGCUCCAAGGCCCCCAGAGGCUGCUCUGCCUCCAUCUAUUUCAGCUUUAUUACAUUCAGUUCGUGUUAUUUAUGGCGAAGACAAACUCACAAUCCCACCAUUCUUAAUUCCUGAUCCUCUUCCUUCACUUCCUAAAGAUCCAAGAAAAAGAUUAAGAAAGAAAGGGAAGCUGAAUAGAUUACGGAAAGAAAUUCCUGAAAGUUCGAACCCUACAGUAAGUGCAGAUAUUUCUGCCUCAUGCUCUAUUCCUGCAAAAUCACCCUUUAUGGGAUAUUCUGUUCCUUCAGCAUCAUCACUGGCACCAUUUUCUUUUGUUCCCGCACCUUCAUUGACGGAAAAUGUCAUUUCGUCAGCACCAUCAUUGAUGUCAUCCUUCACUAAUUCAACACUGCCAUUGAUGCCAUCUUCACUUCCUCCAGUGACAUCGAGGAUGCCCUUCAAAUUUCCUUCUGCUCUGCCAAUGAUGUCAUCCUCCAUGCACCAAUCACCAACAUCGAUGCAAUCCCCUGCUUCAUUACCAACAGCAUUGCCAUCCUCCAUUCUUCCAGCAUCAGCGUUGAUGCCAUCUUCUAUUUCUCUGCCUCCAUUAAUGUUUUGCACGAGUUCUUCAGUAUCUCCACCGUUGCAAUGCUCUAUUCCUGCAGAACCACCACCUAUGCCAUGCACUUUUCCUCUAGCAUCACCAUUGACAGCAUCUUUACCUGGUCUCCCAAGAAAAGAAACAGGCUUCAUCCUUCCUUCUCUGAACUUGAAUUUGAAUUUACCAUCUUCUUCAACAUAUGCCUCUCAAGGAAUGCAAUCAAGGGCAACACCGACACGUUGUCCUGAAGCAUUUCAGUUGUCUGCUUCUUGCAUGGAACAUACCCCUUCAAUAUCAUCAAUAUCUGACAUGCCUAGCACAAGCUAUCACAAUAUUGAAUCUCCUGCAUCAAUGAAUCCUGCAUAUUCUCCUCAAAUUGGCGAGGAUUCGACUUGGGACUUGAAAUCCAUCCAUAUGAAACAGAAGGAAACUAUGAGCUCACAUUUAGUUUGCCAGGGAAAACUGAAUGUUGAGCAAGUUGAUCUUACAGAGAGCGGAGAAUCCAGCAGGACCAAGUUAGAGCCUCCUGUGGUUAACGGCAUAACAAAUGUACUGGAGAGUUCAUCAAAAACAAUUUUCGCAGAUGAUCAAAGUGAACAGGAAUUUUGAAAAUUUUUCCUUCAUUUUUCUAUGCCAAUAUUUCUUCCAUAAGUUUACCCCCCUAACUUUCAAGAGGAUAGAUAUGCAUUUUCAUUUUAGCCUGAUUAAUUUUUGUACUGAGAGCAAAUGAUUGGAGACAUCUCAUUGUAAAGUUUCAAAGUUAGAAAUAUAAUUUACAAAUUUGUAUGUUUGUUCCAUAUUCAUGAUCCCCAAUUCUGAGUUUUGGUGACGGGGACAAUUAUUUUGUACAUUUUUUUUUUCGUUGUAACACAAAUUAUUCUUCCCUUAAUAUAGUA